AUCAAGUUGGUGUUGUGUUAAUUGUUUCUUCUAUGAAGCAUUUGGUCUAAGGUGGUGUAGUGCUCUGCAGAUAUGUAAGUGCUAUCCAGGGCUGGUUUUUAGAGUGCUAUGGCUUCUAAUGUGACAAACCAAUCCUGUAAUGUCCUUAGCAAGAAGGUCAUGGUAAAGAAAGAGGAAUUAAUGAACAAUAUUACACUCUUCUCCAUAAUAACAGUAAUGUCCUUUAUACUAUUAGCCCCUGCGAUUAUUUUCAUGGAAGGUGUCAAAUUUACUCCUACAUACAUAGAAGCUGCUGUAAGUGUACCCUCCGGGCUAACCCUCCCUUCAGCGACGAUGGCGUUAAAAAUGUUGGUUCUGAUGAUUCUGCAAACCGAUCUCAAGGUGGAAAGAGAAGGUCACUCUCUGUGUUCUACACUGAGAAAGAAAUUCAGCAAUGGCGUGAAGAACGCAAGAAAAAUUUUCCUUCAAAAGGCAAUGUGGAAAAGAAGCUGGCACAAAAGCAAGCAAAUGCUGAUGCUGUAGAUGAAGAUGCUAAGUUACGACGUCAACAACUAAAGGAUGUAUUGGCAAAGCAAGUUGAGUUGGGUUUUGUAAGUUCCAGAAAUUCCAUCCCACUAUCUGUUGGAUCCAGAGCACCAGGCUCAUGGCAGGGAUAAAUCUAGCAGGCCAUUGAACAAGGGUCGCUUCCAAAAUAAUGGGCGAUUCCAGAAUAGAUUUGAUAAAGGGCGAAAUUAUGACAGCAAAGAUCGGUUUACCAGAAGGGAAGGCUUUUGUAGAGCAGGAGGGUCUCGUCUUCAUGGAGACUUCUGCUCUUGAAGCAACCAAUGUGGAGCUGGCUUUCACUGAGGUUAGAUCCAUUGUAUCGUCAGCAAGAAGGUUGUUGAUGCUGGUGAUGCUUCUGCUGGUCAGUUCCGUCACUUGAAAGAAAGAAAGAAAGAAUAGGA
Messenger RNA from Chenopodium quinoa (quinoa), 944 nucleotides. RefSeq lists its product as uncharacterized. NCBI's taxonomy places the organism in Eukaryota, Viridiplantae, Streptophyta, Magnoliopsida, Caryophyllales, Amaranthaceae. Bases 109 to 522 code for a protein of 137 amino acids. The record is from RefSeq and is a predicted model, not a curated record. The transcript is spliced from 7 exons.